Messenger RNA from Lathyrus oleraceus (garden pea), 597 nucleotides. RefSeq lists its product as uncharacterized. The record is from RefSeq and is a predicted model, not a curated record. The transcript is spliced from 3 exons. Lineage: Eukaryota; Viridiplantae; Streptophyta; Magnoliopsida; Fabales; Fabaceae. Bases 1 to 597 code for a protein of 198 amino acids.
AUGUCUCUGGAUGCCAAACAUGUUGUUAUGAAGGAGGUAGAUGUUGGCGAUCAAUUUACAAAUGGACAAGAGUUUGAAUUUCGUGAUCACAUGCUUCAAUGGAUUCGUAUGGAGACAUUCAUAUUGAGGUUUGAUGUUGUAAUCAAAAGGUCCGAUAAUGGUUCAGAUAGAAGAGGUGUAUUUGUGACAAUGACAUGUGAAAGAAGUGGGAAAUUUAAUGUGAUAUAUGGUUUACAUAACCAUGACAUUUGUGAAAAGUUAGUCGGUCAUCCAAAUGCAGGUCGCCUCAUGCUGAAAGAGAAGGAAUUCGUUUUAGAUAUGACAUUGAAUUUGGUGCAACCGAAAAACAUACUUGCAACUUUGAAACGUAAAAGACUUGAAAAUAUCCCAAAUAUCAGGUACCGAACAUGUGAGGAUAAAGUAAUUGUUAGAGAUAUAUUUUGGACUCAUCGUGAUUCCAUCAAGUUGUUCAACAUGUUUUCUAAUGUGCUCAUCAUUAACUCAAUGUAUAAGACCAACAAGUACAUGCUUCCACUAUUGAAAAUUGUUGGUGUUACUCUACCGAGAAGACUUAUUCUGCCGACUUUGCAUUUCUAG